Seminavis robusta is the source of this 564-nucleotide messenger RNA. The record is from the annotation of a GenBank genome assembly. NCBI's taxonomy places the organism in Eukaryota, Bacillariophyta, Bacillariophyceae, Naviculales, Naviculaceae.
AUGGUUUCUUGGAGAGUCGUCGCAUCCCUUGAGGAACAUGGUGGGGAGACCGCUGCCUCCGUUGCAACGUUGGUUGCGCAGGUCAACCACGGCACUGAUGCCCAUUCUAUCGAUGGACCGAUUACGUUGCAGCAAUUCGGAGACUCUCCGCUCUUUCGUGUUGUCAUUCAUAGAGUCAAUUCCAAUCGCAAUGCCGCUUCAUUUGUUCUCCCUCCGGAUGCAUCCUGGACUGUCACUCAAGUGAAAAAGAUCAAGACGAGGAAGUCUGGCCGCAAAGCCAUCCGAUUUGAAUUCAAUCUUCAAGCAGACGGUCCCGAGGGCUUUGAUAGCCUUGUGAUUACGUUGCCAUGGGAUGGUGCCUCGGGAUCAGCAAUGACGUUCCAUCAGGCAUCUGUCUACGCCUCACAAGUUGUCAUUGAUUGGAUUGCCGAAGAGGCAGCUGGCAGGUCGGUUGAGUGUUCCUUUGAGCGCUCUUUUGAGCGCUUGAUGGAAGGAUCUUUUGUGGGCAAGCUGGAAGGAUAUGAUGGCUUUGUUAGUGAUGAUUCAAGCAUUGUCACUCCUUAG